Molecule: messenger RNA, 7134 nt
Organism: Eriocheir sinensis (Chinese mitten crab)
Lineage: Eukaryota; Metazoa; Arthropoda; Malacostraca; Decapoda; Varunidae
Exons: 17
Coding region: 179-4522 (1447 amino acids)
Biological process (GO): regulation of transcription by RNA polymerase II
Cellular component (GO): chromosome
Molecular function (GO): chromatin insulator sequence binding
Source: RefSeq, a predicted model, not a curated record
GAAAAAGAAGAAGAAGAAGAAGGCUCGCGCGUCCCAAAUGGCGGGUGGCGUCUGGCGGGCCUCGGCUACGAUGUCAUUUCUCCCUGCGGUGUUUCCCGUCUCCUGAACCAGUGACGCUCCCUUCAGCCUCAUCCACCUGACAACCUGGCGCCAAUAAUAAUAAUAGUCUCCCGGCGUGAUGGAGCCCGACUUCCCGUGGACUGAUGACCAUAUCUACUGCUUCAUACAGGCCCGUGCCCGCUACAAGAGUCACAGCAGCGACACCCCAGAUUAUGUUUUCUUAUCAAUUGUUGAGGAGCUGGGCCUGGCAGGUCAGGCCACAGCCAAUCAAGCACGGAGACUGUGGGACUCCUUGGUCACUAAGUACAAGGAGCUGAGUCAGCCUUCACUAGAGCCAGAGGAUGCAGCACCACCCUCCUGGCCAUUCUUUGCCACUAUGCAUGAUGCCCUGCUGACCAUGCCACCCUCUGUCCUUCCCUUGCCUGUACCUGAGGAGCUGGAGGGUGGCGGGGCAGAGGUGGAAGCAGGGACCCUCGAUGAAGCCUUCCAAGAGGGACAAACAAUAGAAGAAAUGGAAGAGGAGUUUGAGGAGGAUGAGGAUGACGAGGAGGAAGAGGAUGAGGAGGACGAGGAAGAGGAUGAAGAUGAGGAGGAAGAUGAGGAGGAUGAAGAUGAUGGAAUGAUGGAUGAUGAUGAAAAUGUGGGAGGAGAGAGCUUUGAGGAGGACUCCCAGGAUAUGAAUGUUUGCCCUGGGGAUGACAUCUCCCAAGGUGCUGUAGACCCAGUGGAUGUGGAUGAAGUGUGGACAGAGGCCAGGACAGUGCGUUUCAUUGAACUGCGAGGGGCCAAGGAGGCGGACAUUAUCACUCUGGGACCAACACCUGUGUUUGCCGAGAUCUUGGAAGAGCUGGGCAUGUCUGAGGAAGUGACAGUGGCUCAGGCGCGGAAAAAGUGGACUCAGCUUGUUCGUCGCUAUCUAGAGCUUAAGGGACCAGACAAUGACGAGAACAAGGAUGAGAGGAGGAACACCAGCCUCAUCACCAGUGACUUGGUGGAUGGCAGUUGGCCGUUCUUCUCACCCAUGCACAGCGUCAUGGAAGCCAUCAAGGCCACAUCCCCUGAUGGAGGAGCCAAGUCACGUCGCUCACCUGAGUACACCUGGUCGGUGGAGGUGACCAAAAAGUUCAUCAAGAUGCGAGGGGAAAAACACGCAGAGAUCUCCCAAAAGGGCCACAAUGCAGUGUACCAGGAGAUCUUAGAGAAGCUGGGCAUUGCAGACCGUGUCAAUGUUAUGAUGGCGCGCAAGAAGUGGAACUACUUGGUCAAGAGAUACCAGGAUGAAGAGAUGGCUGGUGGGGAGCGGACUUGGGCCUUCAUGAAGGAGAUGGGACAGGUCAUGAAGCAUUUCCGGGGACCCAAUGUUAAUAAGCUCAAGUCCAGAGCAUCCCCAGAGUUUUUGUGGCCCAAUGAUCUCACAAGAAAGUUCAUUGAGUUAAGGGUUUCUCGCCAUUCUGACUUCAUGGAGGCAGGUAUACAAACAACCUACACAGAAAUCAUGGAGGAGCUUGGUCUUGAGCACAUCCUGAACCCCAACCAGCUGAGGAAAAAGUGGAACUAUCUGGUCGCCAAAUACAAGGAGCUGUCAUGCACCACUGGCCCUGAUGGCAACAGCCCAGCUCCUCACUCCUGGCCCUUCUAUGACAACAUGCACCAGGCCCUCCAGCAGAUCCCUGAGAACACGCUGCAUGGAAAUCGCACAGCAAGGACCAAUUUUGAAAAUAUUUGGACAAAGGAAGUGACCACCAGAUUUAUCCAGCUGCGAGGUGCCAGACACCCAGACAAUACGAAGAAGGUGUCUACAAUAUUUGCGAGUAUUGUGGAGGACCUUGGACUGACGGGCAUUAUCACCCCAAACCAGGCAAGGAAGAAGUGGAACUACCUUUGGAGCAAGUACAUAGACCUGAGUCAUCCUGAUGUGAGUGAGUACACAAGACAGUCAUGGCCAUUCUACAGCACCAUGCAGGCAGUGGUGGGUGCCCUGCCCCUCUCACAAGUCCUCACAAAAAAAGUUUUGACAGAUGACCUUGAAGAGGAGGAGGACCCACAGAAGAAGGUAGUGAAACGGACCCGCCAAUACACAUGCUUUGUGUGUGGCAAGACUGGCAAGAUACUGAACGACUUCUUCAUGUAUGAGCAUGACCAGCGGCUGCUGUACACCCAGAAGACAGUGCUGGAGGUUAUCAGCCAUCUGGUGAACCGCAAAAUGGUCAAUAUGGAGUCCAGCACCUGCCUGUGUUCGGGCUGCACCAACCUGGUCAAUGAGGCAGACUCCGUCAUUCAGCGACACGAUCGUAUCAAGGAAAUGGUGCAGGAGCUCUACUUCAGUGGUUUAGCUCAGGCCAAAGCUGAGCAGCAGCAGCAACAUCAGCAGCAGCAAGAGCAACAACAACAACAGCAACAACAGCCACAACAACAACAACAGCAGCAACAACAGCAGCGGUACUGCAGAGCCAGUGCGGAAGACAGCACAUCGGAGGAGGAAAAGGAGAUAAAGCAGGAGGAGCGGGUGACUUACAGUCAGCGGGGAAGGAAGCGCAAAGCCACUGUUUUGGCUGAUGACACAGAGGUCAAGAUAAAGGCUGAACCACUUGAUGAUGGAUUUGACAGUAUUGAGUGUGAUGUGGACUUUGACGACGACUCUGAAGAUGAACGCAAGAGGAGAAGAACGAAAGGAAGAGCCCGAGGCAAGGCGCGGGGCAGAGCUCGGGGACGCACCAGGGGGAAGGGCCGGCCAGCUGCCAGGUCCACCCUGAUUGGCCGUGGACUGGGAGGUCAGUACCCAUCCACCAACAAAAGAAAGGUCAUCCCCUACAAGGGCCCCAAGAUUUACCACUGUACAGAGUGUGAUGCAGAGUUCAAGAAGUACACUGAACUCAUCACCCACAAGAAGGAUGUUCACACAGUUAUUGACAACACACCCCUUGAAGUGCAAGAAACUAUCCUGGAGAAUGGUGUGAUCACCUACUUCAACAAGGGGAAGGCAAACAACUCGGACACCAGCCAUCCAUGUAGGGAGUGUGACAAGCACUUCCUUCGCAAGGAUGACCUGUGGUAUCACCAGGAGCUGUGCCAUACAGAAGGGAAGGGGCGAGCAAAAACAGCCUUCAAAGACAGGACGUAUGCCUGUGAGGAGUGUGGGGAGACAUUCCUCUUCAAGUACAAGCUCAAGAUGCACAUAAACAGCAAGCACCUGAAUGACACUGGUCAGAAUGCCAAUGACUUUACCUGUGGGGAGUGUGGGUGUAAACUGGGAAGUCUGCCUGGCCUCACAUUCCACAUGAGGAAGCACCACAACAAGAGCCUCACCUACCGCAAGACCACUGAAUACUUGUGUAGUGACUGUGGCUUCAUGGCACCCUCCAACAAAAAACUGAGGGAGCACCAGGAGGCUCACUGUGGCUCCUCAACGAAACCCAAAGUGCAGUGUGAAAUAUGUGGUAAGACUGUACUUAAAGUCUCCUUGAAGAUGCACAAAGUAAAAAUGCACUCUGAAUUCAAGGAGCAGUGUGACAGGUGUGGGGAAAGGUAUGCCACCAAGACGGAUCUCCUGAGGCAUAUCAACGUGGUCCACCUUCGCAUCCUCCUCUACAAUUGCCAGUACUGCGGGGAACGCUUUGCUACCUCGGACGCCCUGCGUUACCAUCGCGUCAAGGUGCAUGAAAAACCCUCUUUCUACUGCCAGAUCUGUGGUAAGUGUUACAAACGUGUUGGGGAGCUUAACACCCACAUAAAACGUGCUCACAAUGACCGUAGGAAGGCAGAGGUUUGUACAUACUGUGGAAAGGAAUACUAUGACCGUAGCAAGCUGCGGAACCACCUGGUGAGUAAACACAAUGUUCCUCAAGAGAUGACUUACUCUGAGAAUUACUUACGAAAGAAGAGGGUGGAUGGUCUGCCACUAGCUAAGCAUUUGGAGAAACGGGUAAGUAUUGACCCUAAAAUGGGGCAUAUGGGUCAGCAGGGGCCGGGUGUGGUACAUCAACAAACACAACCACAACCACAGCAACAACACCAUCAGCAGCAACAGCAACAGCAGCAACAGCAGCAGCAGCAGCAGCAGCAACAACAACAGCAGCAGCAGCAGCAACAACAUCCACACCACCAUACAGUUGUGCCACAACACCCACAACACCCACACAUGCGGCCGGUGGUGGAUGAGGCUGCUGAGGCUGCCCGUAACCUUGGGGCAUACCAGGAGAUCACAACCACAGAGGAUGACAACUCCUUGGUGGUGACUGAGAUCACUGAGGCUCCUGCCCAGGUGGAACCCACAGUGCUGGUGGACCCCCUUGCUGUGCCACAAAGCAUGAUGCACCACCCCCAGGUGGCACACAUGCAACCCCCUAUGACCAUGCACCACCCUAUGCACCAGCAGAUGCACCACCAUGCUGCUAUGUCCCGCCUUGGGGUGCUGUACCACAUGAAUAUGCCACACCCGGGACCCUCACACAUCAACAUGUAAACACUUAACACCAACACAGUCUGGUGCCAAAUCUUAUAUUAAGCUAAGUCUUAAAGAUGAAGUAAAGUUGGGGCAUACAAUAUUGCUGGGUCUUGUGCUGGCGCUCAUCUAUGUCACUUCAACCUUUUAGCCUCUGGUGGGUAAGAACUUGCUAUCCCAGGAUGCAGGGCCAGUGUGACAUCUGGGUUAUCAUGGUUUACCUGCUCCAGAUUUUCACAGAUACCCAUUUGUCAACCAGCCCGAAAGGAGGAUGAAUGGCUGGGUAGGCUGGGCAUUGACUGCAAUGAGCCAGGAUCAAAUCCAGGUCUGCAGAUUAGUAUCUAGGCGCAUGUGCCUCCAUUGUGAUGUGGAUAGCAAGCCCAGCUAUAAAACUGUGCCCCUGGGUUCGAUCCUAGCAUCGGGCAGUCAUUCUCUCUUUCUGGAUGGUUGAUAAAUGGGUAUCUGGGAGAAUCUGAUGAAGGUCAACUGUGGAAACCCAGAUGGCACACUUGCCCUGUGUUCUGGUAUAGUGGGUUCUUAUCCACCAUAGACUCAAGGGCCAAUAACAGAGAUGAGCACUGAGGCCAUGCACAGUUUAGCGUAUGCCCCUAAUUUUACCUUUACAUGCUAAAUAACACACCAUAAAGUUGAGGAAACAUUAUGGGGGGGAAGAAGUAUUAUGAAAUUAGCAAAUUUUCCUUCCAUGGUCUUCACUUCCUGUUUGCCAGACAGGACAGGUAAGUGCAUAACCAACCUUGCUCAUAUCCUAUAUGAGCUUCAAUAAGAUAGGAUUAAGUAACAUUAGGGAGGGAGGUGUUUGGGUGCAUGUUUGUAUUUACAUGUCCAUGUCCAUUUCUCCUUGUGUUUGUGAGGAUGUACUCAGGUGUGGCUCGGCUUUGUGAUGUGACUUUGUGACAUGACUGAAUGCUUGAGCUGUUGGGGGGGUGGUGAGUGUUUUUGAGUGCGUGUCCAGUGGAGUGUGGUGGCUCAGGGGUGAACUUUAUAUUUACUAGACACAUGGGGUUGGGCAAGAAGACACCCUUGCACAGAUUUCGUAAGUACAAAACAUAACCAUAAUACUAUAGGCAUUAAUUAUAUAUUGGAAAAUCAUGUAGGAUGAACUGAAUUUUCACUGAACUUGUGAAGUCUAAAUUAAUUUAAUAUCAAAAUAUUUAGUAACAAGGAUAAUAUAAUAAACUAACUUCAUUGAUAAUUCCAUCAGCAAAGGUAAGUGAUAACCUCUUAUUAGUGUUACUAAGUGGGUGGGUUUGCAGCCUACUGCUGUUGCAGUGUUCCUGGCCACUUGAUGGUGACACAAACAAACCUCUGCCUCACUACUGCUAUGCACAUCUAGGGACUCCCGCCUGACACAACUUACUGCAGCUGUACUCCUUCUGGAGCCAGGCCUAGUGUCUGAGAGUCAAUAGUCAGGUCAGAUGUUCUACCUCCAUUUACAUUUGUAUAUUUAAAAAAUUAAGGAAAUAUAGAAUUAAAGGCAAAGUCCCAGUUUACAUGACUUAUUUCUUUAUAUUCUUAAUAUAAUAAGGAAAUGCAUAAAUCCAUGAAUAGAAUAAUUUGGUGAAGUAUAUCUGUAUUUUAGUUUAUUAAUAUUUAUUGAAAGAAGUAAGACUUUUCUUUGUAACUAGAAUGUUAUGAUCCCAAUGGUAUGUAAAAUUCCUGUCUAUGGUUUGCAGUGAUCAUUAAGCAGUGACAUCACAGUGGAAGUACACUGAAGUAUUUUUUUUACCUUUGGGAGACAUUCUUUCCUUAGUUGGUCGGGACUGCCUGGGUGUGGGGCUGGGAAGAGUGUGAAGCCGGGAAUUCACAAUGACUGGCUUCAUGACAGCUCUGUUGUACUGAUAUUGUAAGUCAUUCAAAAGAGAGAUAUAUAAAUUUUAAGUAAUUUAUUUUAUAUAACUACAUAAUAUUCAGGACCAUUCCUCUUGUAAUACACUUCCAUUUAUCACUAGGUAUUAUUGCAAGGCAACAUUUUCAGUUGAUUGUGAACAUUAUUGAUAUGGUUGUGCUUUCAAUGAUAUUUAAAUAUUGCUUUCCUUACUGAAACAGCUAUGUAUUUGUCACAGUUACUGGUUGAGUUUUGUUACCAGGAGAGUAUGGCAUGCAAUAUACCUUACAUCUAUGUACUUGACUUUAAUAUGCUUUGCCUAGUGAGUGCCCUCAGGAUUUUGUAAUAUUGUUUUGAGAUACACUGAUGCUAUGAGGGUUUGGCAUACAACACUUGCUCCUCCUUAGGAAAUGUUCUAUAGUAUUAAAAUUGGUAUAUUUAUAUUUCUACAAAGAAUAUUCACAGAUUUAUUGAAUUUCUGUAACCUGAAUAAUCUCUUACUAACUUGAAUAUUCUUUUAACAUUUAUCCUAAACAGAAGUGUGUGCCUUUGCAACAGGUGCUGUUCCAUCCAAAUUAAUACUACUAUUUUAUACAAUAUGGAUCAUUAUUGUCCACGAAAUAUGUCUAGAAACACAAGACCCAGCCGCUUAGACUCCAGUGUGGAUCAUGUACUUUACUUAAACAUUCUUGUUCUGUACCCAACCUUUUUUUUCUCAGCCAUGUAUUAUUAAGGUUGUUCAAUAUCAUCAACAAGGGGAAAUAAAGAAUAUAUUGCACUUACGAAA